CCAUCACUUUUGUCCGUAAACUAUCAACAAAAGUUCCAAUUCCACCCAGCUCUACUGUUGAAAAGUAUUGGGACGAUGUAAUGUUGAACUCAAACUAUCCUGACUAUUAUACACUCGGAUAUCGAGAUGAACCCCAUUCCAGCACGAAUGAUGAUGAAUUGAUGAAUGUUCAAAACAAUGAAAAAGGUGUUCGAAAACUAGUAGCUGGGGUUGUCAAGGCAAAACGAGAGGAUGGAGAUAUCUGGCCAUCGUUACUGACUCGUCAACUCUGCGAGUUUUAUGAAAAUCAAGAUCUGACUGGACGAUCUAAAUUUUUGCAUAUACUGGCCAAGGAUUUCUGUAUUGAUUUGCAGGAAACGGCAUCUGCUGUACAGCAGUUUGAAGAAUCGCUAUGCAUGACAGAUCGUACAGUUUUACGGUCAUCAGCAAGACUACGAGAAGCAUUGAUACCUGCUUACGAUACUCUGCACUUGGCGACUCUCUUAAAAACCGACUACAGGAGUGGUUUGGCAUGGGAUUCCUUGAUUUGGAACGCAUUACUUGGCACACACCGGCAAGCAUACUUGAAAAGAUCAUUUCCUAUGAAGCUGUGCAUGCUAUUGGGUCGUGGGAUGGUCUUAAACAGCGACUUGGUCCUGGUCGUCUUUGCUACUGCUUCUUCCAUCGUGGUAUUCCACAGGAACCACUUACAUUUGUGCAGGUAGCACUUGUCAAUGAAGUAUCGACUCGGAUUCAAAAUAUACUGACAGAUCCACAUCCCGACACCAAGGAUCCCACAGUUGCCAUAUUUUAUUCUAUUACAUCAUCUCAACGUGGACUAGGAAGUUUGGAUGUUAAAAUGAUAUCUGAGGAUACUCGAUGGCUUGAUGAUCCAGACUUGUCACGUCACUAUCAACCCAUCAUUGAACGGUUGUGCUCUCAAUAUUUAAUUCUGGAAAGCAAGCGAUCGUUUGCGCUAGAUCCAGUUGGAAACUUUCAUCUUCGAAAUGGAGCAGCUAUUCAUCAAUUAAACUGGAGAGCAGACACUUCAGAUAAAGGCACUAAGCAGUCAUUUGGCAUGAUGGUCAAUUAUAUCUAUAACCUGGAUGAUGUUGAAGCAAAUAAUCAGCAGUAUUUACUUGAUGGGAUCAUUGCUGUAUCAAAUAACCCAGUUCAGCCUGCACUUGAAUGGGCAUUUUCCAAAAUGCGGAAACGCCAUACAGAUUGA
Molecule: messenger RNA, 1207 nt
Organism: Batrachochytrium dendrobatidis JAM81
Lineage: Eukaryota; Fungi; Chytridiomycota; Chytridiomycetes; Rhizophydiales
Exons: 9
Coding region: 392-1207 (271 amino acids)
Biological process (GO): fatty acid biosynthetic process; acetyl-CoA biosynthetic process; malonyl-CoA catabolic process
Cellular component (GO): peroxisomal matrix; mitochondrial matrix
Molecular function (GO): malonyl-CoA decarboxylase activity
Source: RefSeq, a predicted model, not a curated record